This is a messenger RNA of Orbilia oligospora ATCC 24927, 1230 nucleotides long. RefSeq lists its product as uncharacterized. Bases 1 to 1230 code for a protein of 409 amino acids. The transcript has a single exon. The record is from RefSeq and is a predicted model, not a curated record. NCBI's taxonomy places the organism in Eukaryota, Fungi, Ascomycota, Orbiliomycetes, Orbiliales, Orbiliaceae.
AUGACUGUCAAUAUCUCUGAACCUUCUGCACGUGGAACUGAUCUGUCUCAAGGUCCUCCUGCAACAAAGGCCGUGGUCAAUGUUCCCAAAUCUCGAUGGUUCAUCCCCAAAGAGAUGCAAAACGACAUGUUGAAUACUGGCCUUUCCGAGGAAAUUAGAAUUGAGGUGUUAAACACCGGCUGGGAAUACACCCGCGCUGUGAUCCCCAUUUGGUCAAACUGGGCGCGCUACCUCGCUUUCGCACGAAUCUUGACCGCAGAAUUCACCUGCGAAUUCUGCGGUGACCUAUUCCGCCCCGAAGAGACCGAUGAAAUGGUGGGAUAUAACCUGCAGGAGCAAGUCGAUAUCUUGUUUGGUGGUACACCACUUCACAAAGAAAUGGGGCGUGAAAUUCGUUCCUUCUUUGUAUCGGUCUCUGAGAAAGUCAGCAGUGCCAAAGACGGCUCUGACCUAUUCCGACGUCACACGAAUGCGCUUGGACAUUCCGCCAAGGACUACUACCGACUUAGAGACUGCGAUGGUACUAUUCGCUUCACUAUGGCUGCAGCAUUGGCUUGUAAUGACAUAGAUAUGUCUAAGCACUGGUUUAACGAGGAACAAAUCCAACUUUUGGCCGAGAUUUGUCUCGGAUUGUAUGAUUCCGUCGCAUAUUUCAAGCAUAGGGCGGAAGGAGAGAUUAGCAACUUCUUCGCCUAUGUCGAGGGGGAUAUGCGUCUCGAGAUGACCCAUCUGUACCGUGAGCUUCUGUGGGCUCUCGAGGCAGCCUGGGCAACCAAACCAGAGAGCACCUAUGUCACCAACUUCAUGCGUCACGUGGGUGGCACCAUCCAUAUGACGAUGAGAAGGUACCGCUUCAUCGAAGAUGGGCUUACAAUUGGAAGACCCGAAACCGUCCAGGUGGUAGAAGGAACCCGCAAUAAUGUUAAUCUGUGGUACCGUGUCGAGCCCAACACCAAGGUGAUCAAAGUGGAUAGGUACCCUGGAUGGGUUGCCCUGAAGGAGAGGUUUAUGUUUGAAGGUCUCGCUGAGUGCCUCGACCGCUCUGAGGCUGAUGAGUGCCCGGAUUGUGUUCGUCGUGAUGACUAUGGUGCUCAGGAUAUUUACCAAUUCGGGGGGGUUGCUUUGUGUGCUAAGUGCAAACAGGAAUGGAUUGACUACGUCCGCUGCCUCCCAGCUCGAGCCGCGAAAUUGUUCCCAGAGUUGAAGAAGUUGCCAGAAUACUGGGACUAG